CAUCAGGCAUCAGCCCGCAAACACUGGAACACUGUCGCGUGUAGCGCACCCGCCGGUAGUGAUGUGUGUAUCGCCCCUUCAUUCUGAGAUGUGCAGGUGUUCGCCGUUAAUAACCUUUUUGUAUUAAAUGUCAAAGAGUUUAGCUCCGCGGUGCGGAAUCGAACAUACUGUGACUUACAGACAACUGUAGCGUACACGGCUUUCCGUCGCCGAACCUCAUGCCAGCGAUGUUCCUCGUGAUCUUCCUCAUUGCAACUACAAGCUUCGAUCCUGUAACCAGCCUGGGUGAAGUAAUUUAUGCUAUUAAUGCCGGUGGUGAAGAACAUGUCGAUAUGCAUGGCAUCAAGUACAAGCGGGAUCCCCUGUUCGGCAAAAUUGGCACUGCGUCCGACUACGGAAAGCUGUUGGUGAUAGGUAGAAGCCCAAGGAGUGAUCAAAUCCUGUACCAGACUGAACGGUACCACACGGGGUCUUUUGGUUACGACAUUCCUGUUAAUAAGGAUGGUGACUAUGUGCUCGUUCUUAAAUUCAGCGAAGUUUACUUCGAGUCACAGGGAAGGAAGGUAUUUGAUGUGGUAUUGAAUGGUCAACAUACCAUAGUGUCUGACCUGGACAUAUUUUCCAAAGUUGGGAAAGGCGUAGCGUAUGAUGAGCAUGUGGCGUUUAGCAUCAAAGGCAACAAGCUGCACAUUAAUGGUGAGGAGUCUACACAUGACGGAAAAAUCAAAGUCGAAUUCAUAAAGGGCUAUAAAGACAACCCAAAAGUCAACGCCAUCUACGUUAUGAGGGGGACAUUGGACGACUUACCUGAACCGCCACCCUCUGAAGAACCAGAAGAGGAGGAGGAGGAAGAACCUGUUGCAAGUGAGCCCCAGCAAAUGUCAUCGCAACAGCCCCGGAGGCCUUCGGGUCCACGCACUCCAAACCCCUACACAAGUGAUGACAGCAGUGCUCUAUUGCCCAUCUUUGUUGCAAUUGGUGCCUUCAUUCCGCUUCUUUUCUGCCUCUGCAAACUUUAGAAAGGAUCUGGCGAACUUUGAUGAGGUGUCUAAAGCGAGAGACUUGGAAUGCAAUCACCCCCUCACUUUCUUUCAUUCUCAAGGGUGCCAAGGUGUGGAUGACUUCGUGAUAGUCAGCCCUAGCCAGUCACUAAGCACUUGUGAUGACGCAUCUCUAUGAAUUCUACUAGAAUGGUUCUUAACUGGGGUCUCGGAAUAUAUCACUAAUAGCGUGUUGUGCUUCACGUAAUUACAGGUUUACUUUUGCUUUUUUUUUCUGCGGGUAAUAGCGUUGUUAUGCAGAAUAUAAUGCUGUGGCUACUGUUCUCAUUUGGUUACUCUCGAGAAUGACGUUACGGUCAUAAUGACCCACAUCGUUUCAGUUGCAUCGAGUUUCCCAUCCGUGCUGUGUUGUACAAAGUAUACGAGCACACCCAUUUUCAUUCAUUGUGGUGGUGGUUUGGAUCUCGUGUUGAAACCAGAGAGUUUGUGUGUGUGUGUGUUGAGUCAUUAGCAAGUUUGCAAACUAUCAAGCAAUCGUAGGUGGAUCACGAUGCUGCGAUAAACAGUUGUCCACAAUCUGUGUCGGCGUAACAGACUUGCUAAGGCUUGCUCGCCGCUACUUCCUCCAAAGAGUAGCGUUAUUCUGGUCAUUUUCCUUAUCAGUGUGUGUGUGUGUGACUGUCUUGGGUAUGCAAGUGAGAAACUGCACGGUUUACAUGUUUUUACAUUGCUCCGAGGGACAAGAAAUGAUCGCACAUUUUUGUGAGAGCGUUCUAAUGAAAUAGUGCUGCAUUUAAGCCGCAAGGUGUUGCCAAAUUUUUAGUUAGCUCCAGAGUUUCUAAAUUUGGCUUUACAAUGUGAGAUGAGGUACAAUACUAUUUAUUGUCACUGACAAGUGCAAAAUCAUUUUGUGGGUAGCGUCCUGUCAUUUUUGCAUCGUGUGUGUGUGUAAGACUCCAAAAAUGUGGUGGGGAUACAAUAAAUGAAGAUAAGAGGCUCA
Messenger RNA from Ornithodoros turicata, 2001 nucleotides. Its product is annotated as malectin-B-like. Gene Ontology annotation, cellular component: membrane. Gene Ontology annotation, molecular function: carbohydrate binding. Lineage: Eukaryota; Metazoa; Arthropoda; Arachnida; Ixodida; Argasidae. Bases 219 to 1019 code for a protein of 266 amino acids. The transcript has 4 exons. The record is from RefSeq and is a predicted model, not a curated record.